This is a messenger RNA of Rhopilema esculentum, 2039 nucleotides long. Its product is annotated as vacuolar protein sorting-associated protein 26C. The record is from RefSeq and is a predicted model, not a curated record. Gene Ontology annotation, biological process: intracellular protein transport. NCBI's taxonomy places the organism in Eukaryota, Metazoa, Cnidaria, Scyphozoa, Rhizostomeae, Rhizostomatidae.
UUGCAUUCCCAGAACCUCAUUCUGAACUAUACAGAAGAUGGUUUAAAAAUAGGAAGUGAAGUUUUUGAAACCCAAAUCAAAUAGCGGAUUUUCUUAAACGAGCAGAUGGCAUCACUUGAUAUCAAAUUGAAGAAAGUGAAUAAAAUCUAUAAAGAAUUGGAACAUAUUACAGGGCUGAUUGUUAUCCAAAGCAAAAAUGAUAUAGUUCACAAUGGGGUAACUUUGUUCAUAGAAGGAUCUGUAAGCAUGCAGCUUAGUGCAAAGAGCGUUGGUCUCUUUGAGGCAUUCUACAAUUCUGUUAAGCCAAUCACUUUGCUUAGUGGCAACAUUGAAAUAGCAAAACCUGGCAAAAUCCCAAGUGGAAAAACAGAGAUACCAUUUGAUAUUGUUCUGAAACCACAUGGAAACCGGCAUCUGUAUGAGACAUAUCAUGGUGUUUUCAUCAACAUUCAGUACACGCUGAGAUGUGAAAUGAAAAGAACAAUGUUAAACAAAGAUCUCAUCAAAACUUGCGAGUUUCUAGUUGAAGUGGAUAGUCAAACACAAGAAGAACAUUCGAAACCUUUAAACUUCUCAAUUACACCCGACUCGUUACAAGGAGUUAGAGAGAAAUCAAAGAUUCCACCAUUUUACGUCACUGGAAAGUUGGAUAGUGUUUUAUGCCCAAUAACAGAGCCAUUUACGGGAGAGCUUGUACUAGAGAAUUCUGAUGCAACAAUCAAAUCGAUUGAGCUGCAAUUGGUCAGAGUUGAAACUUGCGGUUGUGCGGAGGGGUAUGCUAAAGAUGCAACGGAAAUCCAGAACCUUCAGAUCGCUGAAGGUGACAUCUGUCGUGGAAUGUCAAUACCAAUUUACAUGAUUUUCCCAAGGCUGUUUACCUGUCCUACACUUGGGACGACUAAUUUCAAAAUUGAAUUUGAAGUCAAUAUUGUUAUUGUCUUUGCUGACGAUCAUUUGGUGACGGAGAACUUUCCAAUAAAAAUUUACAGACCGCAAUAAGUAUUCGUAUGAUUUAUAACUUGAUUGUCUUUUAUAUUUGUUUGAUGUAUUAACGCUCUUUCUACUUGUAUGAGGUAAGAAAAGUGAGAAUUAUUCAUAUCAUAGACCAAUAAACUAAUGUUUUGAGCUAUAUAGUUUUAAGUGAUAGUUCAAUCGAUUACGUCAAUUUAUCCUUUUUCGAUCAUAAAUGUUCACAACAAGUAAACCUCUUACUCUUUAAAGCUCCCUGAAGAACAGUUCAAAUUGGUUUACAGGGUCUAAAUAAUUGAAUAUUGAUGGAUUAAUGACGGCAGUACACUGACGAAAUGUAUUCUGAAACGAGAAAUUAUAUUUCUCAGAGGUUUAUACUAGUGGAUAUAUUGGCAAAAUUUUUAAACGCCAAAACUGAUUUUCGUCCAGCCUUUCUUAAGUUAUGGAAAAGUCGCCCACAUUGUAGAUUUGGGUUUUUGUUUCAAUACGGCAAUAAAUUCUUCCAUUUUCAGCUCACCAAAACAUUGCCCGUAAUUGUCGAUCUAGUAGAGCAAUUUCUUUAACCCGUGAGGCCGUCUCUUCAUCACAGCUUAACGAACAUAAAGUGAGAUCUUGAUCUUCAAUCUAGCUGUUCAAAGUACCCGUCUUUUCUAGCUCUUAUACGUGUUCAUCUUUUUCAAGUAAGUAUAAUCUCAAAUUCUUCCUAUGUUAUGAUGGCCUAAAGAUAUUACUAGUGCUUGCUAUUGAGGUUUGAAGUUUUGAAAGCAAGUUCUGGCCCUUGUUCGAGUAUAGGUCCACACUAAUUACCCCAUAUAUGCUUUCAAUUAUGGUCCAAAUAGUUCUUCUAAAAAGAUAUGAAGAUUUGUAGGAAAUUGAUUGUUCGUAUUUCAUAUACUAGUGCAGCUACUAGAUGCCACUAGAUCCAAGAUCUUAUAAGAGUUGUUUAAGGUUGGUUAUUAUGCUGAUUUCUAAUGCAUUCCAUAUUAAUUCUUUUAUUGUUCGUUGUUUCGAUUUUCAAAUACCUUUGUAUUCUACAAAACCCAGUAUGAUGAAACCUGAAAACCAUAAAA